Messenger RNA from Aureobasidium uvarum, 1404 nucleotides. The record is from the annotation of a GenBank genome assembly. Lineage: Eukaryota; Fungi; Ascomycota; Dothideomycetes; Dothideales; Saccotheciaceae.
AUGGCCAAUGGUUCUGGCAAACAAGCUUCCUUUGCGUGGGUCGAAUAUGACCCUCGAGCCUUGGAGGAACGCAGAGCUCUAGGCAUUUACAAGCAGCAGCGGCGUGUGGUGCGGGCGCAUGUCGCCCACACUUCAUCCGGCGCCCGGAAAGCUACCAUCGCAAGGAAAGAAUCCAUCAGCAGAGCCGCAGGACUGAAGAGAGCAAUCAAAGCCCCACCGAAGCCGACCGAAACAUCACCGUUAGCAUCACAAACACAAGAUCAAGCAGACAAGGCAGCCUACGAAUCCAUCUCGCGUCUGNNUUUUUCGAGACUGCGUUCGCAAGAUGCGAACGCCAUUGCCUCCAUGGCGAGGAAGUCUGACCGAGUCUUGCUCUGGAAUGCUUUCACUGGUGGUACGAUAUGUUUCGAAGCAGCGAUGUUUGUCGCGGGGACCUAUGCGAAUACCUGCGGUCUCACAAGGCACGAAUUGCACACUGGCUUCGGCAGCGGGCUGCUGUUUCUUCGCGGAGCUCUUCUCGACGGUAUCCAGAAGACGAUUGUUCACACACCAAAAGAUAGCUUCAACUCCAUCUCUAUUGCUCUCCUAGCUGGCUGGGAACGCAAAUUCGGCGAUCAUCAAUCUUACGAGGUUCACAUGCAGGCAUGGAAGACCUUACCUCUGGCACUCGGAUCACUGGAAGAUACUAGUAUCACUGCACUGGCAGAUGUGGCCAUGACUUGCUUCCAAGAGGCAACCCAAGAGCGGUACAUCGCAGAGACGGCAUUCUCGCUUGGUCGAUCUCUGGCAUACGGGACAGUGUUGCCCGAGGGUCUACCACCAGGCUUUCACGUCAUACCCACUGACCGACCCGAGGCAGUAAGUCUUCUGAGUACAAUCUCCAAGUGCGCGAACUUUGACUACGCUGCACCCAACUCCAUCGCAGAGUUUCGGAAGCUCGUCAUAGAGACCUUGUCAUGGAGUGCGAGUCAUUCCAUCUCCGCGGCACCAGACGAAAUGUACGAGGAACAAUGGGACAAGAUACAGCUCAAUGCCUGCUACCAUAUCCGAUCAGCCAUGAUCUCGGCAAACGCGCCCGUCAUGUGGGCAUGCAUCAGCGCUCACAACGGGACCUGGGCCUUUGAUGUCCAACAAGGCAUCGACAUUCAUGCCGAGGCGUGUAAGCACCUCAAGACUUACAAACUCAUGGGCACAAAGUAUCAAGAUGUAGCAAUCUGGGCCAAGAUGACACUAAACAGCCAUGCCACACCCACCCAGAGCGGAGACGAGCAUAUCAGUGCGUUGAUGAAGGAUUCCGGCGUCAGGACCUGGGAGCAUAUGGAAUCGCUGCUCAAAAGAUUUAUGUACAGAGAAGAGCUGGCUGGCGCGAAGUAUCGGAGGUUGUUCGAUGCACUUGUUUACUAG